AGGACAUCUAUAUGCUCCGACGCUUCUACACAAGCACGCAACAUUCACGACUUUUCCUUGAGCCCUUUCAAUUCAGAGUCCCAACACAGACAAGAUGCACUUCUCGAACCUCAUCCUCGCGUCGGCAAUGACCCUCGCUCCCGCCGUGUACUGUUAUGGCGUCGCAACCGUCGAAAUCGCCUACCAUGAAGCUUGCGGCAACAGUGAUGUCCCGACCAACAACGUUGACACUCCCGAGUCCACCGUCGUCACCAAGGACACCUGCACGCAGCUCCCGGCCAAGCACUCCUUUGACAUUGACGCGUACUCCUUCGACGUCACGCCCAUCACCAAGGAUACCACCUACACUUGCCACGCUGUCGGCGUCUACACCAACGAUGAGUGCGUCGGUAUUCCGUUGACCGUUGUUCCCCUCUGGCCUGGCCAGAAUGAUGCUAAGAGCGGCUGUGUCCGGGAUGGAUACUUUGACAAGUCUGUCUCUGUGCGAUUGAUCUGUGAGGAUGAACAUGAUCAUGACGAUGAUCACGAUGAACACCACGACGACGACCACGAUGAGGGCGCGGAGAACCGCCAGCAGCAGGUUGCUCAACAGCCCAAGGGCAAGGGCGGGUUCCUGUCGGGUGUUGGUCUGUAAGCUCUGCUAAGUAUCAGCUGGGCUUUGAUAUCAUGUACCACAAAUAAUUCGAUAAUAAUUAAUCCAUCAGUCUCGU
This is a messenger RNA of Aspergillus calidoustus, 710 nucleotides long. The record is from the annotation of a GenBank genome assembly. Lineage: Eukaryota; Fungi; Ascomycota; Eurotiomycetes; Eurotiales; Aspergillaceae.